AUGUUUCCUGUUUCGUUUGGUCGCAGCAGCCGAAUCGCCAACAUGGACGACACGAAAACAUGGCCAGAAGUGGAGAAAGCAGCAGCGGAGAAGAGACGUGAACUGGUUUUGCAAGGUCCUACAGCCAACACGAAAAUUUCCUCAUACGGGGGGCUUCCUCCUGCAAUUUAUUCCCUCACGCUGCUCAAUUAUCUCGAGGUGAGCCAGUGCCCGAGUUUGACGGAGCUCCACGAGGACAUCCAGUCCCUGACAAACCUUCAGAGUCUCAUCCUGUGCAGGAAUAAACUCUCAUGCAUCCCGGAUGUCAUCAGCAACCUCAAGUCCCUCAAAGUUUUGGACCUGUCCGCGAACAACCUCGUCCUUUUACCGGAUGGAAUCGCGCUGUUACGCGAGCUAACCACUUUGAACGUGAGCUGUAACCGUUUGGAAGCUCUCCCGGACGGACUGAGCCACUGUGUCAAGCUUUGCAGCAUCAACAUGUCUAAAAACUGCAUCACCGGCUUCCCGAGCGAUCUCUACUCGGAGCGCAUGGAUCUGCUCAGCACACUCGUGGCCUCGGACAAUGCCAUCGUGGAGCUCGGCGCGGAUAUUCACAAGUUAGCAGCUCUGAAGGUGCUAGACCUCUCAAACAACCAGCUGAGCGACAUCCCGUCCAGUCUGAGCGACUGCCCCAAGCUAAAGGAGAUCAACUUCAGAGGCAACAAGCUGAAUGACAAGCGCCUGGAGAAGAUGGUGAACGGCUGCCAGACAAAGUCCAUUCUCGACUACCUCCGAGGGAAAGGAAGGCAGGGAGAGGAGAGAGGUGAUGUGGAUAGGGGGAGGGGCGUGAAUGACAGGAAGGGAAAGCAAAAGAAGAAGAAGAAGAGAGAGGAAGAACAAGAUGAGCUGGAAGAAAUCAACAAGAUGGUGGUGAGGGUUCUCCAUGUUUCCGACACGCCUGAUGCGCUCACAGUAAGAGUGAGCGCGGAGGUGAAGGAUGUACGGCCUUACUUGGUGUGCUGUGUGGUCAGAGGCAUGAUCCUGAAACCUGGAAAUUCUCUCAAAAGGUUCCUGGUGGCGCAGACAAAACUUCAUGAUGACAUAUGUGGAAAGAGGACCAUCGCGACCAUCGCCACUCAUGAUGUCCAGCUUCUCAAAGCUCCACUGGCCUAUGAUGCCAAACCUCCCACGCAGCUCAAAAUUGUGCCGCUGGGUCGGAGGGAGGUGACAGCCGUCGAGCUGAUAAGGCAUCUUCAGCUGGAAGCUGACGAGCUGAGGAAGCAAAAGAAGAGGCAGAACGUCACUGGUCUUCACAAAUACCUGCAGCUUCUGCAAGGAAAAGCACUGUAUCCCUGUAUUGUGGAUGCAGAAGGCCACGUGAUCUCAUUCCCACCCAUCACAAACAGUGAGAAAACCAAGAUCAAGAAGACAACCAAAGAGUUGUUCUUGGAAGUGACGAGCGCAAAUAGUCUGCAGACCUGUAAAGAUGUUAUGGACGCUCUGAUUGCAAAAAUGGCAGAGUUGAAUAAGUUCACGGUCGAGCAUCAAGAUGAAGCAGGGUCUGACGAUGAAGGGGACGCACCACCAGGCCAGACAAGCAGCACGGAUGCCGCCAGUGAAUUAAUCAUCCAGCAGGUCCGAACUGUUGACCAGGAUGGGAACUUGAAGGUGGUCUACCCAUCCAAGACAGACCUCUCCAAAGACAUCCCCAACUUGACAGUCAUUUGGUAGUGCCGUAAUUAAGCUUUUCACGAGGGUUGAGCUCCUAAAAUGCAACAAACUGGACAACCCCCUCCCCAUUUUUUUAAUAAUCUGAAAUCACUCACACUUAACCCCAUUCGAGACUCAGACAUUUGCUGUAACUCAUUUUAAAGUUGAUUUAGCCAUGAAGAUAAACAAAGGCUGUUGUAAUUACAAUGCAAACUCAAUUGUUUCCAUCUUAAACUGAAUAGAUGGUGCACCAGAGCAAGAAUAAUGCAGCACCUGAUAUCUUUCCAAUGACACUCAAUUGCAUUUUUUUGUGGUCAUGGCAACCGAACAGUCACCUUGCCAUCCUACGUUUGCAGCUUUUGAGUAAAAUUCAAUAAGAACACACUGCAAAUAUGAAUAAAGAUUGUGUCAAGUAGAAAUACCAAAGGCCGCAAAGUUAACCGCGAUAGGUUACUAUAUUUCACACGAUUAAAAGAUUGUCAUAUGAACAUGCAUUUUAACAUUGCCAACCCAUACAGUUUUCAAAGUAAAGAUGCCCAGUAUAAUAGUGAGCAACUGGAAUUAAACUCCCUUCAAUGAAAAUAAAGUUGAAUGUAUUGUUAAA
Hippocampus zosterae (dwarf seahorse) is the source of this 2293-nucleotide messenger RNA. It is a transcript of the gene lrrc47, whose product is annotated as leucine rich repeat containing 47. Gene Ontology annotation, molecular function: RNA binding; protein binding; phenylalanine-tRNA ligase activity. NCBI's taxonomy places the organism in Eukaryota, Metazoa, Chordata, Actinopteri, Syngnathiformes, Syngnathidae. The coding region runs from base 1 to 1710 and encodes 569 amino acids. The record is from RefSeq and is a predicted model, not a curated record. The transcript is spliced from 7 exons. Gene Ontology annotation, biological process: phenylalanyl-tRNA aminoacylation.